Staurois parvus is the source of this 474-nucleotide messenger RNA. NCBI's taxonomy places the organism in Eukaryota, Metazoa, Chordata, Amphibia, Anura, Ranidae. The record is from the annotation of a GenBank genome assembly.
AUGGGCCCCUGUACCGCCUCCUCAUGCUGCUGCCAGGCCCGUAAUCUGCCAUGGGCCCCUGUACCGCCUCCUCAUGCUGCUGCCAGGUCCAGAGUGUCUCAUGGGUCCCUGUACGGCCUCCCAUUGCUGCUGCUGUCUCCAUCGCCACACUCUGCCAUGUGCCACUUUCAGGUCUCCUCACACUGCUGGUGGGUUCCAUUUUGUCAUAGGGUGCUGGCAGAUUACGGGCCUCCCAUUGCUGCUGCCAGGCCCGUAAUCUGCCAUGGGCCCCCCCCCUCCUCAUGCUGCUGCCAGGCCCGUAGUCUCUCAUGGGGCCCCUGUACCGCCUCCUCAUGCUGCUGCCAGGUCCAGAGUGAGUGUGUCAUGGGUCCCUGUACGGCCUCCCAUUGCUGCUGUCUCCAUCGCCACACUCUGCCAUGUGCCACUUUCAGGUCUCCUCACACUGCUGGUGGGUUCCAUUUUGUCAUAGGGUGC